CGGGCAAUAGCGAAACAGCUGGAGUCCUCGUAGUAGGGGCAGGCAGCGCCGUAUAGUGGCGGACAAAAACACGGGAGUCAUGAGGAGUGGAAUAACACUAAUUUUUGGAGCUAUAUUUGUCAAUCAGGCGCUGGGAGAGUAUGGCAUGGCGCAUUUCAGCGACAAAGGUGCGAAAAAAGGCAAAGACUACUGCAUAUUUUUUAACUCGCAAUGGGCUGGUCUACCUCAGGAUCUCCACAAAGCAUCCCGCCUCCAGAUCCACGACCUGACGUCGUCGGUGCUGUGCCACCCCUCCGAGGUGCCCUCCGAGGGGUUCCCCAACCGCAUUCCCAUAGUGCUCCGGGGCAACUGCACCUUCUACGAGAAGGUGAGGCUGGCUCAGAUCAACGGUGCCAAGGGGCUGCUCAUCGUCAGCAAGGACCGACUGACUCCACCGGCCGGAAACCAGAGUCAGUACGAGGAGAUCGACAUCCCGGUCGCACUGCUCAGCUACGCGGACAUGCUGGACAUCGCCAGGACGUUUGGGAAGGGGCGGGAGGUGGCCCUGUACGCGCCCAGCGAGCCUGUCCUGGACUACAACAUGGUGAUCAUCUUCAUCGUGGCCGUGGGGACGGUGGCCGUCGGCGGGUACUGGGCCAGCAGCCACGACAUCAAGAGGAGGAACAUGAUGAAGCAGAAGAAGAAGGGCGCGGUGAAGAAGCAGGGCGUGGAGACGCUGGACGUGACGUCGGUCAUGAUCUGCGUCUUCAUGGUCAUGUGCUGCUCCAUGCUGGUGCUGCUCUACCGGUUCUACGAUCAGCUGGUGUACCUGAUAAUCGCCAUAUUCUGCCUGGCCUCCUCCGUGGGGCUGUACAGCUGCCUCUGGCCUCUGGUGCGGAGGAUCCCCCUGGGGAAGUGCAGGAUACCCGAGAACAACCUGCCGUACUGUCACAAGCGGCCUGAGGUGCGCAGGCUGGUCCUGGCUGCCUUCUGCGUGGCCGUCAGCGUCACCUGGGGAGUGUUCCGGAACGAGGACCAGUGGGCGUGGGUGCUACAGGAUGCAUUGGGAAUUGCUUUCUGUCUGUAUAUGCUCAAAACUAUCAGGCUGCCUACCUUUAAGGCCUGCACGCUGCUGUUGCUCGUGUUGUUUGUCUACGACGUUUUCUUCGUGUUCAUAACCCCCUUCCUCACAAAGAACGGGAAGAGUAUCAUGGUGGAGGUGGCGACUGGUCCAUCGAAUUCAAACACUCAGGAAAAACUUCCUAUGGUUCUGAAGGUGCCCAGAUUGAACUCCUCCCCCCUGGCGCUGUGUGACCGCCCCUUCUCCCUGCUGGGGUUUGGGGACAUCUUAGUGCCAGGCCUGCUUGUGGCCUACUGCCACCGGUUUGACGUACAGAUGCAGACCUCGCGUAUCUACUUCCUGGCCUGUACCAUUGGCUAUGGAGUCGGGCUGCUCGUGACCUUUGCGGUGCUGGCCCUCAUGCAGGCGGCCCAGCCUGCCCUCCUGUACCUGGUGCCCUGCACUCUCCUCUCCAGCCUGGCGGUGGCGCUGUGGCGCAAGGAGCUCCCCCAGUUCUGGACAGGAAGUGGCUUUGCGAAGGACAUACCUCAGCCUGCCUUGGUCAAGGUGCCCAUCAACUGCACUCGGACUCCCCCGGCCAAUUACGAGCCACGGGGCGACGAAGCCACCAAUCCCAGCAAAGACAGCCCUCUGGUGCUGGCGAAGGGCCUCCCACAGGACAAGACCAGCCGAGCAGAAUGACGGGACUGUGUGUUGUUGGGGUGGAAGUCACUUGCUCGUUUCAUGUUUUUUGGAGGGGAGGAGUGGGAUGGGACUCUCUCUUGAGUUCAGGGGUAGACCUGCAGAUGUGCCACAGAUACAGGGCCACACCGGGCCCCUAAGCCCAGGGCCACUCUGGGUGUCCUAUUGCAUGCUGGGAGUACACUACGGUGAGAGAGGGGAUGGGGCAAGGCAGCGCUUUCCCACGGCAAGGGACAUAUUCCCCCCCCCCCAUUUGCUCCUAGUGCUCUCUCUCUCUCUUUCCAUCUCUCUGUUCUUAAAGUUUUUUUCGUUUUGUUUUUUUUAACCUUUUCUUGUUGUUUUUGUGUUUGGUCUGCUUUGGUCUGAUGGACCCAUUCGAGGCUGUCGCCACAGCCAGUUCUGUACGCUGCAGUCCAGCUGAGGGCAGUCAGAGGCAUUCUGUGAUGAGGUGUGGUUUGAGCACAAAUCUGAAGUCUGACCGCCAUUUUUUAAAUCAUUCCUUUCGUUUAACUGACAUCUAAUGGGUUCAGUCUGCAUGUUAACACUUUAAUUUUAUAUACAGUAAUAGGAUCAUACAGUGUACUAUAUAUGUAUGUGUAUAUGUAGAUGUACAGGCAUACUGUAUGUACAUGGUAUAAACUUAGAGCAGUGUAAGUGACUAGUUAGUCCAUAUUUCUUUAUUAUGAUUUUUAAAUAAUGGGAGUGAACACUUUAUAUGAACACUUCUGGCCUUUGGUAUACGUGAUGUGUGAUUGAAAGUGUAUGUGCCUAUUAGGUCAUGCACACUCGGUACUGUAUCUUAUGACGAAACCACAUUUAUUUUGUCUGUUGUGGUUUGUUGAGUCUCUGACACUUGCUGAUCUCACCUGGGUGAUGUCACCAGGUCACCUGUGAUGGUAGAAGCACACCAUCCUGGUCAAAUACAUAAAAUUUUAGUUGGAAUUAUUUGUUCUUUAUAUUAUUAUUAUUAUUAUUAUUAUUAUUAUUAUUAUUAUUAUUAAAUACCUGUUUACAAAUGCUGGUUCAUGGUUAGAGUGUCUGUGUCCUUAAAUAUGGUAUGUGGGCAUUAAAAAUCUAGAAAGUUACCUCCAUGUAUACAUUAAUCCCAGUAUGUAAUUUUAUAUGUUUACAGGGGCCUCUGGGCCUUGACAAUUUCCAGUAAACCUUUCGUGAACAUAUUUUUUGUAUUGUAGACUUCCAAAGUUAAAGUUGUAUUCACCCCUUGUGGGGAUUCUUCAGGAAUUAUUUUUGUAUCCAGCUUUUUUUUCUAAAUUCCCAACAGCAGGAAAAUCUCAGGAUCAUCAAAUGGCAAACGAUAGAAGCACAUUUACCAAUAAUUAUAAAAAGAAAGCAAAUAUAGUUACAUCAAAAGAAAUUAAUCUUGGACCAGUGCAUUGAGUGUCAAUGUAUGGUGGGAGGUCACUUUUCCCAACUGGGAGCAAGUUUUAACAAUUUUUUUAAUGAAAGUCUUAGUAUUCACCCUUGCAAACCUAUGAGGGCUCUUCAUUUAAUCUGCAGUGUGCUUUGUCCUCAAUCAAAUGUACGCUGGAAUAGUUUUUUUAUAUUACUGAUAUAAAGUAUUUCUCAGUUGCCAAAUUGAACGCAAACGUGUCAAAGGAAAUGGAACUGAAAAAAUAAAUUAAUUCGUUUUUAAAAUGUGAAUGAUGUUUGAAUAGGGGCCUAGAAAUGGGCAGACAGAUAACUGAUUAAUUUGCCUGUGACAUGGUAGCCUAACCUUUGGAACAUUUGUUGAUUUGACUUUGUUGUCACUGACUGAAGCUACCUGGUGGUUUUUAAAUGCCUCCAUUCAGAGAGGAUUAAAGACAAUAAAGAAACGUACAUUUCACCCUGACAA
Messenger RNA from Conger conger (European conger), 3596 nucleotides. It is a transcript of the gene sppl2b, whose product is annotated as signal peptide peptidase-like 2. Lineage: Eukaryota; Metazoa; Chordata; Actinopteri; Anguilliformes; Congridae. Gene Ontology annotation, cellular component: Golgi-associated vesicle membrane; lysosomal membrane; cytoplasmic side of endoplasmic reticulum membrane. The transcript is spliced from 15 exons. Gene Ontology annotation, molecular function: aspartic endopeptidase activity, intramembrane cleaving. The record is from RefSeq and is a predicted model, not a curated record. Bases 80 to 1741 code for a protein of 553 amino acids. Gene Ontology annotation, biological process: membrane protein proteolysis.